UCCUCGCGCCGCUGGGCGGCGGCGGCCGCGGGGCCGGCGGGAUGGUGCAGUCGUGUUCUGCCUACCGCUGCCGGAACCGAUACGACAAAGAGAAGCCCAUCUCCUUCCACAAGUUUCCUUUGACCAGGCCUGACCUGUGCAAGAAAUGGGAGGCGGCGGUGAAAAGGAAAAACUUCAAACCCACCAAGUACAGCAGCAUCUGCUCCGAGCACUUCACGCCCGACUGCUUCAAGCGGGAGUGCAACAACAAGCUGCUGAAAGAAAAUGCUGUGCCCACUAUAUUCUGUUACACUGAGCCCAGUGAAAAGCCUGAAGAAUUUUCAGAGCAGCCAGAAGAUCCGCUUCCACCACCUCCACCACCGCCACCUCCACCACCUCCACCGCCACCGCCGCCACCUGCAGCUCCCACGCUACCACCGUCUCCAUCAGCUCCUUCUUUUCAUUUAUCUCAGAUAGAUGCUAGAUUCGUAGAUCCAAGUAUCGGAUUAUUGAUGCCUCCUCUCCAGACCCCUAGCAAUCUUGCUGUUUUUUGUGAUCACAAUUAUACCGUAGAGGAUACAGUUCAUCAGCGAAAAAGAAUUCAGCAGCUAGAGGAACAAGUUGAAAAACUGCGGAAGAAGCUCAAGACAGCGCAGCAGCGAUGCCGACGUCAGGAAAGACAGAUUGAAAAACUGAGAGAGAUUGUUCAGUUUCAGAAAGAAAAAGACAUGCUGGCAGGAAAAGGCUAUGUGAUUCUGCCCAAUGACUAUUUCGAAGUUGUAGAAGUACCUGCAUAAAAGUCAUGAGCAUCCAUUUCCACUUUGCUAGGCUAAGAAGUUUAGCUUAAAAACUAAAUGCUCUGUAAUUCUGUUUGUGAGACUCUUCCAGAAUCCUAAACCAGCAAAUAAGCUGUCAUACAUAGGAGAUCACAUUUUUUUUUCCUCUUUGUUUUCAUUUAAGUUUGCUAUGUUUUUUAAUGUACUGAAAUGUAAACAUCUCAGAAAUAGGAUGCGCAUUUAUUUUUUGAAGUAGGAACUGCUUUACAGAAGGAAAGGAUGCAUUGUUAAAUACACUUAAAAUCUGUACUUUUUUUUUUCCUCUCUCUUUUUUAACAAUGUCUGUCUUAUGCUUACACAGGAUAGGAAUCUAUCUGAGAGUGAAGCUGAGGUUGUUCUACACUUACUGCAAAACUUUCUCAAGGCAUUUCAUGUUUGCUUAGGUGAUUCCUGAUAAAUAUGACUCUUUUAGGCCAGCUGAGUACCUGCAAGUGCUACCUUGUAUAGAGAAAGUUAAGAUACAUUUAUAUGUGAAUAUAUAUAUAUAUAUAUAUAUACUUAUAUAUAUAUGUAUAUUUUAGACUGGGAAAACCUCUGACCACCAAUUGUUACGUCUUCAAAGCACUGCAGAAAGUCUAAAGCCUGGAUCCUUCUGGCAUCUAAAUGAGCCUUUUCUUUUGGAGAAUCAUGUGGAGACUGAGAAGGGGAGAAUUCAUUAGUAUAUCUGACUAGAGCUAUAGAAAUUUUUUGCUUUAAGGAUACUUACAGACCCUGCUGAAAUACAGUGCUGCUCUGAACAUGCAUGUUGUUAGAUUACUGGCAGGAUCAGGAAGGUGGUGUACUGUUCAAUGUGACUGCUUUCUAAACUGUCCAAAUAAUUUGCAGGCGCUGGUAUGCUGGAAUAUGCCACUCUCAUAAGCACUAUAAUGGGUAGAAUGCUGUCCUUGUCUUUUAUUAAUGCACAUUUCAGCCAGCAUGGGUUUGUGAAAGGCAGGUUCUGCUUGACCAAACCUAAUCUCUAUGACCAGAUCACCUCUUUUGGUGGACAAGGGGAAGGCUGUUCAUGUAGUGUGUCUAGAUUUUAGCAAAGCCUCUGAUACCGUUUCCCACAGUGUUCUCCUGGGGAAGCUGACAGCCCAUGGCUUGGACGGGUACACUCCUGGCUGGAUAAAGAACUGGCUGGGUGACCGAGCUUUGAGAAUGGUGGUGAAUCCAACUGGUGACUGGUCAGGAGUGGUGUUCCCCAAGGGUUGGUACUGGGGCCUGUCCUGUUCAGUAUCUUAAUUGAUAGGCUGGAUGAGGGGGUUGAGAGCACCUUCGUAAAUUUGCAGAUGAACCCCAGCUGGGAGGAAGUGUCUGACUGCCUGGGGAUAGGAAAGACCUAUAGGAAGGAGUGAACUGAGUAGGCAGGAUAGCAGAGCUGAGGCCAAUGGGAUGAAGUUCAGCAAGUCCAAGUGCUGGGUCCUGCACUUUGGUCACAGCAGCCCCAGGCAGUGCUACGGGCUUGGGGCAGAGUGUCUGGAAGACUGUGGAGAAAAAGGACCAGGGGGUGCAGGUCGACACUUAGCAGAAUGUGAGCCAGUGGUGUGCUCAGGUGGCCAAGAAGGCCAAUGGUUUCAUGUCUUUUAUCAGAAACAGUGCAGCUAGCAGGGGCAGGGAGGCAAUUGUUUCCCUGUAUUCAGUUUUAGACCUCUUAGUACAAGAAAAACAUUGCCCUGGAGCAUGUUCGGAGGAGGACAGUGAAGCUGUGAGAGGUCUGGAGCACAGCUUUUAUGGGGAAUGACUGAGAGAGCUGGGGUUGUUCACUCUGGAGAAGAGGAGGCUCACCUCAUUGCUCUCUACAACUACCUGAAAGGAGGCUGUGGCAAGGUGGGGUUUGGCCUCUUCUCCCAGGCAAUAGGAGAUAAGUGGGAAUAGGUUUAGCAGGAAUAGGAUGAGUGGAAAUGCCUUGAGUUCUGCCAGGAGAGAUUCAGAUUGGAUAAAAAAAGGCUUUUUUUCAGAAUCAGAGGUGCUGCAGUGGCACAGGCAGCCCAGGGAGGUGGUGCAGUCCCUGGUGUCCCUGGGGAUGUUCAAGAACCGUGUGGAUGUGGCACUGAAGGACAGUAUAGUGGGCAACAGUGAUGGUAAGUGGAUGGUUGCACUAGGUGAUCUUGGACAUCUUUUCCAAUUUUGGUGAUUCUAUGAUUCUGUUAUCUUAAAAUGUGCGUAGCUUCAGGAAUGAAGAAUUAUUUUUUUUUCCCUCUGGAGCGCUGGGUAUUUGCUACUUUCAUUACAGCAUACUACAGUUUUCUUUCCACCCACCCAUCCCUUUUUUUAAUUCCCCCAAAGUCCACCACUGGGCAGCAGUGGAAUUGGACUUUGGGAGUUGCUUGGUGCUAGACUGGUUUUUAAUAUCUCAAAUACUGCUGUCUCUCCUUCAGCCUUAUUAUAAGAGUCUUUCUAAAAAUUAAUCCAGCAUGAGGAAGUAGUGCUACAGUUUGCACUUACUGUCAAAUAAUUUACUGAGUCAAUGCACUCAUUCAAAAUCAGAGACAUCAUACUGACUCUUGUAGCUUUCACAGCUGAAAUUCACAGAUAGAAACAAAGAUGAGGAGAAUAAGUUUUCUCUAUCUGUGUGAGACUCUUGCGUGGUGUGAAAUCUAGCUCCGAUGUUAACUAAGCCCUUUCCAUGAUGGCUUUAAAAACUUCCCUUAAUAUCCAUUAGCAUGACAAUUUGAAAUGAUUAGAGCCAGUCUCAAUACUUCUGACCUCACUCAUGGCGUCUGUCUACUUUCCCUGCUAUUUCACAUACUAAAAAUGAACAAAUUGCUAAUGCAUCCUUUUGUGUACAUUUAUUAAUUUAAAAUAAAAAGAGAAUGGCGUGUUAGAUUUUUAA
Molecule: messenger RNA, 3630 nt
Organism: Coturnix japonica (Japanese quail)
Lineage: Eukaryota; Metazoa; Chordata; Aves; Galliformes; Phasianidae
Gene: THAP1
Product: THAP domain containing 1
Biological process (GO): regulation of transcription by RNA polymerase II
Cellular component (GO): nucleus
Molecular function (GO): DNA-binding transcription factor activity; RNA polymerase II cis-regulatory region sequence-specific DNA binding
Source: RefSeq, a predicted model, not a curated record